Molecule: messenger RNA, 1931 nt
Organism: Chanos chanos (milkfish)
Lineage: Eukaryota; Metazoa; Chordata; Actinopteri; Gonorynchiformes; Chanidae
Gene: rbm12ba
Product: RNA binding motif protein 12Ba
Exons: 1
Coding region: 1-1611 (536 amino acids)
Molecular function (GO): RNA binding
Source: RefSeq, a predicted model, not a curated record
AUGGCAGUAGUUCUGCGUCUACUAGGUUUGAACACUAACGCUGGCUCUGGAGAUAUACGCAGGUUUUUUGAAGGCUUACACAUCCCAGAAGCGGGUGUUCAUAUCAUAGGGGGGGAUUUAGGCGAAGCUUUUAUUUUAUUUAGUACAGAAAAAGAUGGUCAGCUGGCCAUGCGACGUUCCGGAAAAGUCCUCAAUGGCUCUACCAUCACACUACGUAUCAGCAGCGUUCAAGAACUGAGGCACAAAAUUAUGUCAAGGUUAAAGGAACAGAAAUCUUCAGCGACGGAAAAUAAACACGGAUCAGCCGCAACCCACUCACUGGACCACACUGCUCUACUCCUCAGCCUGAUUGGAGCCAUUCAGAGUCUGCAGUCAAACAGCCAAGUUACUCCGAGCCACGUGUCAUCAGCUGCCAGCCCAGCAGGACCCACCUUGGACCAAAGAUCAGAACCUUUUAAGCGAUUGGCACCAACAUCUGAUCGUUCACCGACAAUGAUCUGUCAGACGGUGCCAGGUACCACCUCGUCCUCAAGACCUGACGACCUCUUUGACCUCGAGGUGCAGCAGAAAAGGAGAAUGGAUACAUGCCAGCGCAAACCAGGCUUCCUGUGUCUAUAUGGGCUGCCUGGCUACGUCACCAAACGGGAAAUCUGCAAAUUUUUCAGAGGGCUGCGGGUUUUAGAGGUCAUUAUAAACGUGAAGCUUGGCCAGGAGUUGUGUUGCCUGGUGAAGUUAGCCAGCGCGGAGGAGGCAGAGGAGGGCCUGAAGUGCAACCGCAGGAGCAUGGGCGAGUUUGUCAUCAAAGUCAGAUUGGCCAGUGAAAAAACGUGGCUCGGAGCCAUGGGGCAGGUCACGAACGCCUUUCUCAAAGCGAAGCGUAACGCGCCGUCAGAAGCGAGGAGAGAUGCCUGGUGCGAAAAAGAGUCCUCUACACGCUCUCCCGUAAAGAGAAGCGCAGAGGACUGGGCCCUGUCAGGGUCUCCAAAAAGGCAGCAUUCCAGCUCCGUGCUGUCUGGAACGGAGCAUUGUGUUAUGAUACAGAACCUGUCCAGGAAAAUCACCAAGACAGAAAUAAAGCACAUAUUUCACUGCCCUGAUAUCCCAAAUGCCAGAAUAUUACAUUUACUGGAUAAAUGGAGGCAACGAACAAGCACUGUGUUUAUCGUGUUUGACCGGGCUGAGGACUACGUCUCAACCAUGAACAUGGAUGGCUGUCGCGUUGGUUCACAGGUAAUCGACGUGUCCUCGAUUACUAUGGAGAAAAUGUACGCCAUGCUGAGAUGCAAGAAAGCAGAGUCGUCGGCUGAGAGAGCCCAGCCUUGCAGAAAGCAACCUCACGCUGCCCAGACUUGCCUAUACAUGCGGAACUUUCCGGCAGAUGUGACGAAAAGUGACAUCAAAGUUUUCUUUGGUUCGCACUGUGUUAAUGAAGAGGAUCUCACGCUGCUGACGGACAGCAAUGGCAAUGGUGUUGGCGAGGCCAUAGCUCAGUUCCAGUCUGAGAUAAAAGCCAAAAAUGCCAGGGCUCUUCUUCAUGGAAGAGUCUUCCUCGGAGCCAGAAUUCUGAUUACCAGCAUCACGUCUCAACAAAAGGAUGACAUUUUACGCUGAACUGUCGAAAUUGUUGCAUUUAAUUCCACAUUAGCAUGUACCAUUGCCCGGUAUAUUGAAGACUGAAACUGCCCAAAGACAUCCGGUCAAAAUGCUUAUCUCAUGACCGGGAGGAAGAGACACUGCAUCUGACCCUUUUUUUUUUCCAACCACGUCAGAAUGUUUCUGACCAAAAGUUUCUGCUUCAAGAUAGACGUGGAGGAUGCAGAGCUACGUGAGCAUUCCGCUGAUGAUGAAACACCAUUACAUCGACACUUUAAAAACAACACAGACAUUUUCUGCACUGCUGAAUUAACACGCUUAGUGCUUUGGUCAGCAAA